AUGCAUUUCGCGGACCCCAAGCUGAAGACCAUCCACACAGGUAUUCUUUCCAUCCUCAGCUCGCCCUCGACCAAAGUCAUGAUUCUCAGUCUUGCCCAACAAAAUGAUCACUUUGCAAACACGGACGAUGACACUAUUGUCGAUAUGAUUCUCAACUCCUUGGAGGUCACCAUCAUCAACAUGCACGAUGAAGGGGCGAUCCCUGCGCCCAGAGCAAACAUCUUUAUCAACUGUCCAGCGGACACCCUUACGGAAUGGAACAUCUGGCGAACUCAUAUCUGGGGGCUAUCCUUCACCAAUCCAUACACGAGACACAGCGAGCUCGCCACCAUCUCUCGUUGCUCUGGAUGUCACUCGUGGAAUAACAUGGACCAACACAACCGUGACGCCCCCCGAGACCAAUGUGGCUGCAACGGGAACAGUGACCUCUGUAACCGAGACACCCCCUAUGACCGCCGCCCGCUCCUCGACGAUGACCGCAACCGCCGCCCCAACUACUUCCUGGACACCUUGCCCGGACCGCUGCGACAUCGCGAUCCCCAUGCUACUGACUCAGGCCCACGUUCACCCCCACCUCGCUAUGCCGACUACUGGGACUACGAGCGCACACACGGCUUCAAUAGGGAAUGCGACUACAUGUAUGACCGGGACUGCGAGUACCAAUGA
Molecule: messenger RNA, 666 nt
Organism: Sparassis crispa
Lineage: Eukaryota; Fungi; Basidiomycota; Agaricomycetes; Polyporales; Sparassidaceae
Exons: 2
Coding region: 1-666 (221 amino acids)
Source: RefSeq, a predicted model, not a curated record